Mytilus trossulus (common blue mussel) is the source of this 2212-nucleotide messenger RNA. RefSeq names its product UDP-N-acetylbacillosamine transaminase-like. The transcript has 5 exons. Bases 276 to 1607 code for a protein of 443 amino acids. The record is from RefSeq and is a predicted model, not a curated record. Gene Ontology annotation, molecular function: transaminase activity; pyridoxal phosphate binding. Gene Ontology annotation, biological process: polysaccharide biosynthetic process. Lineage: Eukaryota; Metazoa; Mollusca; Bivalvia; Mytilida; Mytilidae.
UCCCAAUCGAGUUCCCAGUCUCCCGGACAUAUUUUUUUUUGUGGCGAUGAAUCCGAGAUGGUAUGGCACACCUGUACGAUCAAUUUAGGAUACCUUCAUUAUUUGGUGUGAAUAUGAGCUUUAUUAUAUUCGUAGAAGAAUUGUCAUGCUCUGAGAAUUGAACUGUUAAAGACAAUUAUGAACCAAGAUAGAAAGACAUAAUCAAAGAUUGAUAAAGAAAAAGGAGAAAUCUUGUAUAAUUUAUAGAAGACAAAAGUGACUAGAUCAUAUAAUGAAUGCAGAAUGCUAAUGUACAGAAGCAGAAGAUGGAAUCAUCAGUACUGCCUUAUACUUGUGUAUAUAUAGAUGCCAAAUGGAAGGAUAUUGGAUACAGUAUUGCCCAAUGUGCCAAAGUUCACAGAGACAAAGACAGGGACAAAACCAUUGGCCAGCUAAAGACCAUGUGGUUAAAUCCGUCCAAUCAAAAUCAUGUUUUACCUUGCCUUUCAGUCAGAACUGGAUUAGACCUGUACCUGAGGGUCAUGAACUAUCCUCCUGGGUCAGAGAUUAUAAUGUCAGCAAUAAACAUACCAGAUAUGGUGUAUAUAGUUAAGCAUCAUGGUUUAAAGAUUAUUCCAUUAGAUGUACACAUAGAGACAACAUCUCCAAAAACCAAUCUUUUAGAGGCUCUUAUAAGUGAUAAAACAGUCGCCAUUUUGAUUGCCCAUUUGUAUGGGAAAUGGUCAGAGAUGGAUGAAAUUAUAAGUACCGCUAGACGAAAAAAUAUACAUGUCAUCGAAGACUGUGCAGAAACAUUUUGUGGUUUUGAAAAAAUCGGCCAUCCCGAAAGUGAUAUAGCACUUUUUAGUUUUGGAGUAAUAAAAUAUUACACAGCAUUUGGUGGUGCCAUCGCAAAAGUCAAAGAUGAAAAUUUGUACAAGAAAAUGUGCGAUUUAAAUUCAAAAUAUCCGAUCCAAUCACAAUUUGUUUAUUUCAAGAAACUGUUCAAAUAUUGUUGUGCUUAUGUUUUACUUGACUGCCCCAGCGUUAUUCAUCCUAUGAUGGUUUUGACGAGAAAAUUUAACAUAGAUCAUAAAAAAUAUGUCAUCAAAAUGUUACGAGGAUUUCCUGAUCAUUUGAUCGAAAAAAUUCGACAUCAGCCAUCUACAGCUCUUUUAAAAACUGUGUUUCAUAGACUUUCAAAUUUUGACCGAAACGAUUUUAGAACAUGCUCUGUAAAAGGGGAAUAUGUAAAAGAGAGACUUCCUGAAAGUGUGACUCUGGUUGGAUCACAGGCAGAAAUCAACAAUUACUGGUUAUUCCCAAUAUUAGUGGAUAAUGCAGAUACCUUUGUCAAUCUAUUACAUGCUAUGGGUAUAGACGCUUAUCGUGGAGCCACACAGGUCAACAUUAUUGAACCAGAAAAGUGGAACCCUUACUUGGAUUAUUUUGCACCAUUGGUCAACUAUUACCCACACGAAGCUCGUUAUCUAAUGGAUCAUGUGGUGUACUUGCCAAUAAAUAAAUCCGUACCAUUCAGUGUUCUUGAUCAGAUCUGCCGAGGGGUGGAAGAGGCUGAAAAAUUGACGAAAAAGAGUGUGAAUGUUAGAAUUCAGUCGAAAUUAUGAUGUUUUUUAUUACUUGUAGAAUAUGAUAAGUCAAUGUUAUGUUAUUUUUACUAAUGUUAAAAUUAGUCAAAAGUAUGAUGUAUUUACAAUGUAAAUUUUAGAUGUACAUGUUUUUACUAUUGUUAAAAUUUAGUAAAAAUAUGAUGUGUUUACUAUCUUAGAUUUUACCCUACAGUACGAUCAUCACUUCAGGUGUUGGUUCUCAGUCAGUUAAAAAUUAUGUUAGAAUUUAGUCAAAGGUAUGGUGUUUUACUAAUGUUAGAAUUGAGUCAAACUUACUAAUGUUAUGAAUGUUGAAAUCAAAUCAAAAGUUAUAUGGUGGUUUUAAAAUUAGUAAUGUUAAAAUUGACUCAAAAUUAUGAUGUUUAUAUUAAGUCAUUUACUAUAAUAUAUUAAUGUACUGAAUUUUAUAUAAUAAAUUGAAAAUUCAGUCAGUACAUGUACUACAAUGUUUAUUUAUAAAUAUUUAAAUGUUUUUAAAAUAUGCUUUUUAAUAUGCUUCAAGGUUGAUUGUCAUUGGACAUGUAAGAUUGGUUGCAUUUCUGUCCAAACCAUUGAAUUUUGUAAACAUUAUUAUGACUAUUAUUAGUCAGUGUACCAAUUCC